Cooperia oncophora is the source of this 408-nucleotide messenger RNA. NCBI's taxonomy places the organism in Eukaryota, Metazoa, Nematoda, Chromadorea, Rhabditida, Trichostrongylidae. The record is from the annotation of a GenBank genome assembly.
AUGCAGAAUUUAUUCCAGCUGAUUAUAUCCUUCGGUGUUAUUUACUCAGCAAAAUUGACAGUAUACUCGGAAGAUGAUGUUCAGACAGCUAUCCUUUUCGUUAUACAAGUUAUUUAUUUCAGUGCUGGAUCAGAACAGCUCGGGUCAAAAUCUUGUCCAAAUCAACCUCUACGGAGGACGAACAGAGUCAAAAUAGCAGUUGCUCUGCUAAUUUUCAAUAGAUGGCGUACGAAGAAAUCUCUCGGAGUUGGAACAAAGCUGAGCACAAGAUAUCAACUUGUUGAGAACAUUCGUGUUCUAAAAAUUCUGCUGCCCGUCAGUACAACAUCGUUUACAUUUAAUUCAAAAUUGUUGUUCCAUAGUCAAUGCACAUCACCUGGUAAAGAUAAGAAAAGAGAUGGUAUGUGA